Juglans microcarpa x Juglans regia is the source of this 3556-nucleotide messenger RNA. Its product is annotated as protein QUIRKY. The coding region runs from base 326 to 3487 and encodes 1053 amino acids. The record is from RefSeq and is a predicted model, not a curated record. NCBI's taxonomy places the organism in Eukaryota, Viridiplantae, Streptophyta, Magnoliopsida, Fagales, Juglandaceae. The transcript has a single exon.
GAAAGUCUUAUCUUAGCAAGCAAUGAAGGCAGCAAAACACAGUAUAGAUUUAAAGCUGCUUGCAUAUCAAGUUAAGCACCAUUACUAUUAUUUUUUCGUUUGAUGUCUCUUUGUGCUGUGCAUACCUUUUUCCUCUUUUUGAUCUUCCCAUGCCACAGUGAAUUCCACUACGAUUUGCUGUCAUCCUAUUAUAUAAAGGGCUCUCUGUAACCAUAAGAAACCCUCUGUUUUUUCUCUCCCUUCCAAGUGUCCAUCGGAUGCAAUCAAUUCUCAAACAAUUAUGUGAGUGAGAGUAUAGCCAAAAAUAAAACCACUUCCACUUAAUAUGGCCACGGUUCGCAAAUUGAUAGUUGAAGUUGUUGAGGCACGCAAUCUAUUGCCGAUAGACGGCAAUGGCACGUCCAGCCCGUACGUCCAGAUCGACUUCCACGGGCAGCGAAAGCGCACGCGAACUAAAAUUCGUGAUCUCAACCCGACAUGGAACGAGUUGCUCGAGUUCAACGUGGGUAAGCCAUCGGAAGUUUUCGGUGACAUGCUUGAGGUCGACAUUUACCACGACAGGAACCAUGGACAGACUAGGAAGAACAAUUUUCUGGGUCGGAAUAGGUUGAGCUCUACGCAGUUCGUUAGGAAAGGCGAGGAGGCGUUGAUGUAUUUCCCUUUGGAGAAGAAGAACAUCUUCUAUUGGGUUCGAGGUGAUAUUGGGCUGAAGAUAUACUUCGUCGAUGAGGUCGCCCCACCACCGACGCCGCCUCCUCAGCCUCCGGUGAAGGAAGUAAAGCCUGAGCAGCCUUCACCACCACCGGUUGAUUCGCCGGCUCCUCCGGAAAAUGAACCAAAGCCUCCGUCCGAAGCUAAUGGGAAUGAAGAAUCUGCUGCUCGUCCACCCGAGCCGACGGCUCCGGCUGAUGCUCAAAAGCCCAAUGAAGAGCCACCUGCUGACGCUAAAGGGGCAUCUAAUCUAGCCCCAGAAGCUGCGCCACCAACUGAAAAUGUCGCUCCUGAUCAAGUGGAGAAGCCGACAGAAGUGUCCGAGUCUGAGCCUCCACAGCCAUCAGAAAAGAAUGAAGAUCAAACGGACCAACCACCACUUAAAGAGUGCAAGCAACCCUAUCCUCAGAUCGGAAUGAUGGCAACAGCGGUACCGAUAUCGCCGGAUAGCGCUCCAGAAGCCAGUUUCUCUAAAAUCAGCUGUCCAAAACCUAUAAAAAUGACGAUGGGGCGGGAAAAAUUUACUGCUUUGGAUCCAACGGAAAGCAUGAAAAUCGAACCGCUGUCAUUCGAACUCGUAGAGAAGAUGCACUAUCUGUUCGUUCGAGUGGUGAAAGCGAGGUCGCUCCCCACCAAUGGCAAUCCGGUUGUGAAAAUUUUGGCUUCAAGCCACCAUGUCAGAUCCAAACCCGCCCGCAAAACUGAUCAUUUGUUCGUGUGGAACCAAACAUUUGCUUUCGGCCACGACGCUCCAGAUUCUUCGUCCCUCUUAGAAGUCAGUGUUUGGGACCCGCCUCCAAACUCCGAGAAGCACGGACACGGCACUUUUUUAGGUUGGGUUGGCUUCGAUGUGACAGAAAUCCCACUACGGGACCCACCAGAUAGCCCGCUGGCCACACAGUGGUACCGAUUGGAAGGAAAAGGGCCCCACAGUGGAGACCUCAUGCUUGCCACGUGGGUUGGCACACAAGCUGACGAGGCAUUCCCGGAUGCAUGUAAGACGGACAUGGCUUAUAAUGUUAACUCCCAAGCCAAAGUAUACCAAUCCCCAAAGCUGUGGUACCUUCGAGCUACCGUCCUCGAUGCCCAGGAUAUUCUCCCCCUAAUGGCGUCAAAAGAAUCCUCCUUCCAAGUCAGAGCCCAGCUGGGAUUCCAAGUUUCGAAAACCAAGCUCUCUGUUUCACGCAACGGCACCCUGUCCUGGAACGAAGACUUGAUGUUCGUCGCUGCAGAGCCAUCAAAUGACCACCUGGUUCUCACUCUGGAAAACCGACAACCCAAAGCAACGGUAAUAAUAGGUGUGGUUAGAAUACCACUCACUACCAUCGAAAGGCGGGUGGACGACCGACCAAUUUCCUCAACUUGGUUCAGUUUCGAGGACCCAGACAAGGAGAAGAGGAUGUACAAAGGCAGGGUCCAACUCCGCUUGUGCUUUGACGGUGGUUAUCAUGUGAUGGACGAGGCCACCCAUGUUUGCAGCGAUUAUCGUCCCACUGCUCGGCAACUAUGGAAACCACCAAUUGGUAAGGUCGAGCUCGGCAUAAUCAGUUGCAAGAACCUGACACCGAUGAAGACUGUAAGAGGUAAAGGCUCCACAGAUGCAUACUGCGUCGCCAAAUACGGUUCCAAGUGGGUACGUACUCGAACCGUUUUUGACAGCUUGGAUCCUAAAUGGAACGAGCAGUACACGUGGCAGGUGUAUGACCCAUGCACUGUGUUGACAAUUGGAGUUUUCGACAGUUGGGCAGUACAUGGAAUGGAGGAAGGCUCCAAGGAAAGCACGCGUCCCGAUUUCUGCAUUGGCAAGGUUCGAGUACGCCUCUCUACAUUGCAAAUUAGUAAAGUGUACAGAAGCAAGUACCCGUUGCUGGUUUUGUACAAUUCAGGGAUGAAGCAGAUGGGUGAGGUGGAGAUCGCCAUAAGAUUUGCACGUGCGGUUCCCACGAUGGACAUUGUCCAUGUCUACUCGCAGCCUUUGCUGCCAUUGAUGCACCAUAUCAAGCCGCUUGGCAUGGACCAGCAAGAUAUGUUGAGGAACACAACCGUGAAGAUCGUCGCAGCGCAUUUGUCCCGAUCCGAACCACCACUUAGGCGGGAGGUCGUGUUUUACAUGCUUGACGCGGACACACACGCCUUCAGCAUGCGAAAGCUACGUGUAAACUGGUUUAGGAUCGCCAACGUGAUUGCCGGUUUGAUCGACAUCGCGAGGUGGAUAAAUGACACGCGUUUGUGGAAGAAUCCGACUUCUACAAUACUCGUGCACGCCUUGUUUGUCAUGCUGGUUUGGUUCCCCGACCUAAUUGUCCCAACGUUGGCAUUCUACGUAUUCGUGAUUGGUGGUUGGAACUACAGGUUUCGUGCGCGAGAUUCACUCCCACAUUUUGACACGCAGAUCUCGCUGGUCGAUACCGUUGAUCGUGACGAGCUCGACGAGGAGUUCGACACUGUGCCGUGUAACAGGCCGAACGAGGUCGUGCGUGCUAGGUACGACAAGCUACGCAUAAUAGGGGCACGCGUGCAAAGGGCGCUGGGAGACAUUGCGACGCAAGGCGAACGGGCGCAAGCGUUGGUGACAUGGAGGGACCCGCGUGCGAGCGGAAUAUUUGUGGGGCUGUGUUUUGUGGUGGCGAUGAUACUGUAUAUGGUGCCGUCCAAGAUGGUGGCCAUGGCGUUUGGUUUCUAUUAUUUCCGCCAUCCUCUUUUCCGCAAUCGGAUGCCGUCACCGGCCUUGAAUUUCUUUAGGAGGCUUCCUUCCCUAGCCGACCGAAUCAUCUAGUCUUGUAAUAAUGACAAAGACCUAUUUGGCUAUGAGAAGUUAUAAAAAAUAAAUGCGACCUUUAAUUUU